This is a messenger RNA of Sphaerulina musiva SO2202, 2842 nucleotides long. RefSeq lists its product as uncharacterized. Lineage: Eukaryota; Fungi; Ascomycota; Dothideomycetes; Mycosphaerellales; Mycosphaerellaceae. The transcript is spliced from 4 exons. The record is from RefSeq and is a predicted model, not a curated record. Bases 1080 to 2729 code for a protein of 549 amino acids.
GCUACGUGGAACGACAAGACACAACACGAAUCGACACGACAGGGGCCUCCGUUGCGCGAUAAACCUACUUUGUGAAAUGACGACUUUUUGGAUGGAGCGACAAUUCAGAGUGAUAUCGCUGCACGGUGCAACACCGCGGUCGUUUCACGCUGCUAUUAACAGCGCCCGAGCUGCAACAGUGCAACAUUUCUGUAACACGCCAAAGAAUGAGACUUCCUACAGUUACACCGACCGACGAUAUCUCGGCACUCGUCGUGGCCGCAUACGAGCCCAAAAACGAAUUAUGCUGCCCAACGCUAUUCACGCAAAAGCCUUGUUUUCAUGCCCGUCGAUACACCCCUUUGCCAGGGAUAUCCUGAGGAGCUCCCGCCAGACAUCGAAUCAACAUGCGCUAUUCGGCGCCAGUGCGAUGUCGCUGCACCAUGGUAGACUCGAUCGAGACCGAGUCGAAAUCGUUGAAUAAUACCGACCUCUAUGGACUUUGGGGUCACCGGUCACCUCUCCAAGCACGUACCGCCAGGACCGACCGUUAGUCCCGAAAUCAUCCUGACAUCUUUGUGCAUCCCAACAUCAUUCUUACUUAUCUUAUCCGAGGGCUAGUCAAUCUCAGCCAUACAUCAUGGCCGAGGGAUUCAAGCCCAACAUGAAUUACUCUAAUAUGAUCGAGGAGAAGAACCUCAAAGUGAGUAUCGCAGCUACCGAAAACAUUCAUCAUAGCAACAUUGGCAUCCACUAUCAUUGGCACUUUUACUGCGAGUCUGGCGCUGCAUGACAAGAUCAAGGAGCGAGCGGCAAAGAACAAGCAGGAAGCGACAGAUAAAGGACAGAACGAAGAGCUCAAGGCAUUGAAGGAACAGAUCGAGAAGCUCAAUAAUACCAAUGAGGAUGCCCGGAAAGGGGAGAAGAAGUCACGCCCAUCGCGAUCGAGGUCCCGAUCCCGGUCCAGAUCCAGACGACGGUCACGGUCGCGAUCCAAUAGCGAUCGUCCCAGUCGACGACGACCCCGCCGCGACGAUUACGACGAACCCGAAGUCAGUGCCCGAGUCCAACACGUCGUCGUCGGAGUCAUCCGUGAUGCCAUGUCCAAAAACCCCAACCUCACUGAGGCAGAUGUCGCAAAACUCGUGGCUGCUGCGGAAGAAGCCGCUCGAGAUGGCACAGUCGAUACGCUACGCGAUCACUAUCAGCGCAUGAUACUACCCGCAGCAGCACCAGCAACGAAGCCUCUCCCGCCUGAAGAGCAGCAUCGAGCACUGCCUGCACCAUUGGAUCUGCCGCGUGGUCAGCGACCGAGCCAGGACCGACCUCCGAUGAGUGUUGCUGCUGGAGUACGACAGGAUCAGACCAGAUCGUAUACCUCCAAGAGCGUUGCUGGCUCGAGACAUGACUCCUACUUGGCGAAUUUGCCGAAUGAUGACUUCCAACAUAAGCCGGGCCUGGGCCGCCACCUGGAAGAGAGGAAUCCGAUGGAUUACUCGCCGCCGCCGCCACUUCCCCAGCAAGCCGCGCCUCAGAGGACCAAGUCUGUAUAUGCGGCCGAGAACUCCAGAGCGUCUGUGGGCGGAGGUCGGAACCGAUCAGUGCAUGCCGAUGAGUUCGUGGCGACAUCUCGAUCAUUGCCUAUGCAGAGUCAACGGCCUGCGGAGAGAGACAGUAGAUCUACCAAGGCAGAACCUGGGAAAUCCCGAGCGGCAUCACAAGGACCACCGCCGCCACCACCAGCAAGUGAACCCAGACCCUCAUCAACCAAGACUGAAGUUCCCAAGGCAAAGUCUUUACCGCAUCAGGCCGAUUGGAAACCUCCGCAAGAGAAAUACGACGAUCCUUUUGGGGGAGCAAAAUCCGUCAAGGCGUCCACUCAGGCCGUCAAAAGUGUAGUGCCUUCCCGAGCAGAAGGCGUCAAAUCCGAAAAGGCAUAUGCACAGCCCGCAAGAAGUGUCGGUGGCGCAAAGAGCGCAGCGCCAACACAAUCUGUCUAUGCCAAGUCAGAAGCACCAGUGUCCAGACCCGCCCCAGCAAAAUCCGAAGCCCCUCCCAAAUCCACCAAAACCGAACCUCCCAAAUCCCGCGCCCCCUCUCGAGUAGCAGCAGCAACAAAUGAUAAUCCCGGCUUCAUCGCACCCAUCCCCAUUCCCGCCCCACCCCUCGGACCCUCACACAUCCCCUCACCACCCCGCUCCUCCUCCGCCAACAACCCUCGGCCCAUCAAAGAAAUCCGCGAAGUCCGCGAAGUCCGCGAAAUCAAAUCCCUCCCCGCCCCUCCCAACGACCUCUUCUGCCGCUACGCCUCCGACCUCCAAAACAGCCAUCUCCCUCUCCAUCCCAAUUUCAAAUCCUCCGGCUCUCACCGCUGUCCCACAUGUUCCCACACCAUCCCCGUCGACACGCGCGACGUCUGGGUCCUCUCCACGCAUUCCCCUUCCAGUAACAAUAAUAAUAAUCACAGUAGUAGAACAAAAGACUACCGCCUCGACGCGCGCUUUAUUACAAAAUGCCAUACGCCUCAACGAGGCGAAUUCGCGUGUGUGCUUUGUGAUCGAUUUCGAGAUCGCGAUUGUUUGUGUCGGGGCGUGGAUAGUUUGGUUGCGCAUUUGGGGAAGGAACAUUGUGCGGAGGAAUUUGAGAGGGAUGACGAUUUGAUUCGUAUGGAUGUCGAUGAGAGGGGUGGGAAUGGUGGUGGGAGGAUGGUGGUUAGGGGGAAGGCGGGGAGGGAGAUGGCUUUGGCUUGAAUUUUGUGAGGGGGAAGGGGAUGGACUUGAGGUACUGAGAGAGAGAGAGAGAGAGAGAGAGAGAGAGAGAGAGAGAGAGAGAGAGAGAGAGAGAGAGAGAGAGAGAGAGAGAG